AACAUGUAUAGUGAUGUCAUCCAUUAUGAUUACUGAGGUCACAAUGGUUAAAUUUGUACUUUCGUUUUGAAAUUCAACGAAGGAAGAGCGUUGGUUUUGCUUAUAUAAUUCCUGGAUAUUAUGGAGAUUGGAAUACUGAUGAAAGUCCUUUAUUUAUGGAUAUACCGGAGGAUCGUUAGAAAUAGUUUGUAAAUUUCAAGGCAUUGAAAAUUGAUUUCAAAAUGGCUGUUGGAUUAUAUCCGAAAGGUCGAACACGGUUUGCGAAAUUAGGCAUGGUGAUCAAUGAUGAAAUGACACAGACAUUCCGAGAUUUGUUGCAAGGACAGGUUCGUCCAAAUCAGAUUUUCACCAAAGCCAAAGCAUCCAAAGCCUUUUUCAACAGAUUAAGCAAGGAUCAAAUUGUUUCCUUACAUGAUGCCCAAACGAAAGGGUCUUACGAAGACCUAGACAUCACAUUGAUGUACACCCUAUUAAGAAAUAUCUGUCCAAAUAUUCCACCGCCAGCGAAAGGGUGGGGGAUUGCGGAAUUUCCGGAUGUCGGGGAAGUAGGAAUUAGUGAUGAUAUAGAAAGAAUAAGAUUGAUCCGGAACAAGGUGUACGGGCAUGCCAGCUCUGCUUCUGUUUCUCAGACAGUGUUCAAUGAAUACUGGGGUAUGAUUUCUGACAUAUGCCACAGGUUUCAGGCUCAUCAAGGUGGGUCGUAUGUCGAUAAUCUGCAGACUCUACUGGAGACAACCAUUGAUGAGGAACAGGAACAACAGUAUAUAGAAAAAAUGAAGGCUGACUGCGAAAAAGACAAGUCCAUCCUGGAAAAAGUAUCGUCCAUAGAAUCAACUGUGAAGACUUUAGCCUCGAGACAAAGACACACGUACAAUAAAAGAACAGGUUGUAGAUCAACAUUGAAAGUACAUGUAAAAGCCAUAUCAAAAUCGAAGAAAGCGAAGAGCACAGUGGGCAGAUCCAUGGAAAUGGCAAAAAGAGCGUUAAAUCAAUUGGUAGAAUUUAUUAACGAAGACGCAGACGAAGAUGAUAUGUGCCGCUUAGAAGACAGUAUCAAAGAAUUUUUGGAAUCUUCAACCGGCAAAAAACACGUUGCCUUUAUCACCCAACUGUUAGAAAACAUAGAAAACAAAAUCAAGCAGAACUCUCAACAUAGAAAGAUCCGAAUGGCAAUUACGAAGCGAUUUCUUUCCCUUGUUCUGUUUUUCCGAACGAAUUACCAAGCUACAUUUGAAGUUGAUCGUGGCAGUCUUUUAUUUACCUUCUAUUUCGAAACUCGUCUUGGAUAUGACAGAUUUUUAGAAGAUAUGAGAAAAGGUGUAAUUCAGCAGGAACUGUCCAACGUUGUUCAGUACGAGCCAUUCUUGUGGAUUUUCAAAUUGAAGAAAGAUGACGUAAUGAUUGAGGUUGAAGAAUACAUUGAAAAUGGAACCGACGACAAGAACAUUGAGAAAGAGAGCAUAUCUGAUGACAUUUGUUUUCAAUGUCCCGGCAUGAUAGAAACUGUCUGUGACGCUUGUGGACGUAGAUUUUGUGCAGAAUGUUGGAAAACUCAUCCCCAUCAUAAAGGAGAAAGCAUUUCUGCAUUGCCAUUCACACAUUGCGAAAUACAUGAAAACGUGGCUUGUAGCAAGUAUUGCAAGGAGUGCGAUACACACGCUUGCGAUUUAUGCGUUUCUGAACGUCACUCGACGCACAAUAUCAUUGACUUUUCAGCAAAGUAUCAGAAACUGAAAACAGAUACUGAAGAACUUAGAAGUGAACUUUUUGAUAUUUAUAAAAAUAUUCAUUCAAACAUGCUACAAAAGCAAAAAGAACUUCCCCAAAAAUAUGAAAUAAUUAAAAACAAAAUUAAGGAUGAGGGACAGAUAUGGCAUGACAGGGUGGACGCAUCAGUAGAUAUGUAUAUUGCUGCAUUACAAAACAUGCAAAACGAACAUCUCAGUACACUGGAACUCGGCAUCGAAAAGAUGGAAGGUACUCUACAGGAAAUAUCCAAGAAGAUUUCACAGAACACAGAUAUCGCAGACUACGCAUUCGAUAUUGAGAGAUUCAGAAUCAUUCCAGAAUGGUCUGAUUUUAAGUUUCCAAUUUUUGAACCAAGCGAUGUUAAGGAGGAGGAUUUCGAGAUUGGAAAUCUAACUCCCGCUGUACGACUAAAUGUUCAAGAAUUACAUCUUUAUCCGGAAACUCUUGCAUUACCAGUUCGAAAUGUCAAACAAUUGAUCGAGAACCCUGUUGCAAGUGAACAUUUAUCGAGUGGUCUGGGUUGCUUGACGAGUGUUGCCUUGGAUUCUGAAGAGAGAGUCUUGGUUAAUGGUUAUCACCACGAUUCACCUUCACAGUUCCAUCUGUCGACCUCAAGCGAACAGCCGUGGAAAGUAGAUAUGUUCCCACCUGAAAUGAUAAUUUUUGACAUGUGUUUCAAGGCUGAAGGUGAACUGGUCUUCAGUGAAAUUCGACGCGGUUCCGUUAAUACCUGGAAAGACGAACAGGUGAAAACGUUGAUUGAAUUUGAGGACUGGACCCCACUCGGAAUUGGCGCUACAAGGAAACAUCUCCUCAUUUGCAUGAUAAACAUUCAUUCGGAACACAAAAAGAUUGUUCGUUAUCCAUGGAGUGGACAUGACAUAAGGCAUGUGGAAUUCGACGGAAAUGGACACCCUCUUUUCAGUAAUGUUAACGAUACGUUAUACAUUGCAGAAAAUAGAAAUCUGGAUCUCUGCGUUUCAGAUUAUGGUGCUGGUAGAGUUGUGGUAUUGGACAAAACCGGGAAGAUAAGGUUCUUUUACGAUUCCAAAGAGUUCGUUUAUUCCGAAACGUUUGGUCCACGAGGCAUCACCACGGAUGACAUGUCCCGUAUAUUGGUUGCCGAUAGUAACGAUUACUGCAUUCACGUCAUCGAUAGAGACGGAACGCCUUUAUCCUUCAUUCGAAACGAUGACAUCCAUGUGCCAUGGACUGUUAAUGUUGCAGGAGACAAAUUAAUCAUAGGGAAUUACAGCGGCGGGGACAUCCUGGUGUUGAAAUACUUGGAAUAAAAAGGCUGAGGAUUUUUUAUGUGUGUGACGAAUGAAGUGCAUGGUGAACUGAUGAUAACUUGUUUAAAUGCUAUAUUGAAGUAGAAAACACAGUAGCAGAUCCAGAAAAUUUCAAAGGGUGGGAGUGGGGUUUGUUUGUUUUGCGGAACAACUUUGUACCUUUUUUCUACCCAGGAAAGGGGGGGGUGUGGAGACCCUGAAAAGUAUGGAUAGUAACGCCACUGAUGUACAACCUCUCUCUAGAUCCACCACUGAUGUACACCCCGUAACCCCUCUCUAGAUCCACCACUGAUAUACAACCCCCGUAACGCCUCCCUAAAUCCGCCACUCAUGUACAACCUCUCUCUAGAUCCAACAUUGAUGUACAACCCCCGUAACGCCUCUCUAGAUCCACCACUGAUGUACAACCUCUCUCUAGAUCCGCCACUGAUGUACACUUCCGUAACCCCUCUCUAGAUCCCCACUGAUAUACAACCCCUGUAACGCCUCCCUAAAUCCGCCACUCAUGUACAACCUCUCUCUAGAUCCAUCAUUGAUGUACAACCCCCGUAACACCUCUCUAGAUCCUCCACUCAUGUACAACUCCAGUAACGCCUCUCUAGAUCCAUCAUUGAUGUACAACCUCUCUCUAGAUCCGCCACUGAUGUACAACCCCCGUAACACCUCUCUAAAUCUUCCACUCAUGUACAACUCCAGUAACGCCUCUCUAGAUAUACCACUCAUGUACAACCCCCUUAACGCCUCUCUAGAUCCACCACUGUAAAAACUCUGUAACCCUUCUCUAGAUCCACCACUGAUGUACAACCCCCGUAACUGCUCUCUAGAUCCACCACUGAUGUACAACCCCCAUAAUGGCUCUAUGGAAAUGAUCCAUUUCAUACAGGACAAACAGAUCAUGUUGUUUAGACAUAUUUUGAUGCAAAACAAAGCAAUAAAAUACAUAUUCCUUCCAGAAGAAUCACAUAUGACAUGGUCAGUAGUGUCUGUUAACUCAGACUCCGGCUCAGUAACAAAGAGCGACAACACUUACUACACAUUAAAUCUUCCAGAGGUCUGUAGCUCAUCAGGUUCCUUGAGACAAAACUUAGUACACACAUUAAAUGUUAGAGGUUUGUAGCUCAUCAGGUUCCUUGAGACAACACCUUUCCACAGGGCUGUAAAAAAAAAGAUUUCAUUGCUCAGCUAAGUACAUAUUGCGAGUUUGUAAACAUCUACAAACCACUACUCCCUUAAAUGUUGCACGUUCUUAGAAUUCAUGCUAUGGAUCAAGGAAGAAUAACACACCAGAAAAAUUUAAAAUGGAUGAAAAGUGGAGGGUGAAUACAAUUAAAAUUUUGAAAUUGAAACUCUCCAAUUUAGUUUUAGUAGAAAAUAACCUGAAAAUAAAUUGAAACCCCUGCUGGACUCGAACCCAUGAUCUAAAGUUCAGCAGCCCAUGAUCUACAGUUCAACAUUGAACACAUUAAUCAACUGAGCUACCCAAUUAGGUAGUUAGAUUUAAAAGGAAUAAACAAGUAUUACUGAUACAUGAAAUUAUAUUUUUAUUCAUGUUUUAAAAGGAAGUCAGCCAUUAUGAUGAUGGAGUACACCUCCUUAAUAUUGUUACAUCGAAUACUACAUAACACACUGUAUACAAAUUCCAUUGUGUGUAUCUAUACACAAACAUGUAGAUGAACCUAUUACAGAACAAAUUACUAUUACUGUGCUCUGACAGAAAUAAAUGAAGUUACAUUUCC
Ostrea edulis (European flat oyster) is the source of this 4777-nucleotide messenger RNA. RefSeq lists its product as uncharacterized. Gene Ontology annotation, molecular function: zinc ion binding; protein binding. The record is from RefSeq and is a predicted model, not a curated record. The coding region runs from base 222 to 3041 and encodes 939 amino acids. NCBI's taxonomy places the organism in Eukaryota, Metazoa, Mollusca, Bivalvia, Ostreida, Ostreidae. The transcript is spliced from 3 exons.